AUUGGCCUCGGUGCCAUCAGGCCAGAAGACCUCACAGGCAGCAGCCGCCCAAGGGAUACGGGGUCUUAUAGGGGCCGGGCGAAGCCGCCAGCACCCUUUUGCCCACGAUGGCAGCGUCCCCGGCGCUGGCCGGCGCGGUGCUCGGCGCCCUCCUGGCGCUGGCCGCGCCGGAGCUGACGCCGAUCCACCGCGCCGGCUACUGCGCUUUCUACGGUGAUUGCGGGCGCAACCCCGAGGUGAACGUCUCGCUGGUGUCCUCCAACGUGCCCUGCCUGUACAACCAGCCGGCGCAGCUGGCCACGGGCGCGCUGCUGCAGCUGCUGCGCUCCGUCUGCCCCGAGCUGGUGCGCGGGGACAACGAGACGCGGGUGUGCUGCACGCUGCUGCAGCUCACCGCCCUGCAGGUCAGCGUGGCCCUGUCCGGCACCGUGCUGGCCCGCUGCCCCUCCUGCUCCCGCAACUUCGCCAACCUCUACUGCAACAACAUCUGCAGCCCCGACCAGAGCCUCUUCACCAACGUCACCCGCGUGGUCAACCACACCACGGCGCUGGGGGUGCCGCAGAAGGCCGUGGUGGAGUACCAGUGCUUCUACAGCCAGCGCUACGCCGACGCCGCCUUCGACUCCUGCAAGGGCGUGCGGCUGCCGGCCACGGGCGGCUACGCCAUCGACACCAUGUGCGGCAUCUACGGCGCCCGGCUCUGCACCACGCAGCGCUGGCUCGACUUCCAGGGCGACAAGAACAACGGGCUGGCCCCGCUGCAGAUCGACUUCCAGCUGGUGCCCAACGGCACGCAGCCCGGCGACGGCAUCGAGCCGCUGGACGAGCGGGUGUGGGGCUGCAGCGAGGCGCUCAGCUCCGACCAGCAGCCCUGCUCCUGCCAGGACUGCGCCGAAUCCUGCCCGCCCGUGCCCGCGCCGCCCAGCCCCGCGCCGCCUUUCCGCUUGGGCGCCGCCGACGGCGUUCUGGUCAUCUGCGUGUUGCUCUUCGGCUUCUUCGCCCUCGUCUUCCUCAUCGCCUUGAUGUGCCGCGGGAAGAAGAAGAAGAAGAAGAUGAAGGCGGCGCCGGCUCCUCGUGAGGGCUGCGCGGUGCAGUUGGGCACCUGGAGCCACCUCUUCCUGGCCGAUGUUUUCCGCCGCUGGGGCACGCUGGUGGCCGGGCACCCGCUGCCGGUGCUGGUGGUGGCGGCGGUGGUGGCGGGCGGGCUGUCGGCCGGGAUGGCCACCCUGCGGCUCACCACCGACCCCGUGGAGCUGUGGUCGGCGCCGGGCAGCCAGGCGCGGCAGGAGAAGGCGUUUUACGACGAGCACUUCGGGCCCUUCCUGCGCACCUGCCAGGUGAUCGUGACGGCGCGGGACCAGCGCCCGGGGGUCGCCUACGACUCGGUGGUGCUGGGCGCCAAGAACUUCAGCGGGGUGCUGUCGGCCGAGGUGCUGCAGGCGCUGCUGGAGCUGCAGGAGCAGCUGACGGGGGCGAGCGUCUGGGUGCAGGAGGAGGGCAGGGAGGUGACGCUGCAGGACGUCUGCUACGCGCCCCUCAACCCCUCCGGGCCCAGCCUGGCCGACUGCUGCAUCAACAGCGUGACGCAGUACUUCCAGAACAACCGCACCCGCCUGGCCAUGGUGGCCACCCAGACCGUGGGCAAGGAGACCGGCACCGUGGACUGGCACGAUCACCUCAUCUACUGCGUCAACUCCCCGCUCUCCUUCAAGGACAUCACGGCGCUGGAGCUGAGCUGCAUGGCCCAGUACGGGGGGCCCGUCUUCCCCUACAUCGCCCUCGGCGGCUACCCGGGCUCCGAGUACACGCAGGCGGAGGCGCUCAUCAUCACCUACUCCCUCAACAACUUCCCGCGGAGCGACCCGCGGCACAAGUGGGUGCUGAGCUGGGAGCAGCGCUUCCUCGAGCUGGUCCGCGACUUCCAGCGCAACCACAGCCAGAACCUCUCCGUCUCCUUCAUGGCUGAGCGCUCGCUGGAGGACGAGAUCAACCGCACCACGGGCGAGGACAUCCCCGUCUUCGCCGUCAGCUACCUGGUGGUCUUCGCCUACAUCGCCCUGGCGCUGGGCGAAUACACGGCCUGGCGCCGCGUGCUGGUGGAGUCGAAGGUGACGCUGGCGUUGGGCGGCAUCGCCGUGGUGCUGGGCGCCGUCUUCGCCUCCAUGGGCUUCCUGGCGCUGCUGGGGCUGCCUUCGUCCCUCAUCAUCCUCGAGGUCGUGCCCUUCCUCGUCCUCGCCGUGGGCGCCGACAACAUCUUCAUCUUCGUGCAGGAGUACCAGCAGUCGCAGCGGGAGGUGGGCGAGACGCGGGAGCAGCACAUCGGGCGGGUGCUGGCGCAGGUGGCCCCCAGCAUGCUGCUGUGCAGCCUCUCCGAGGUCAUCUGCUUCCUCCUGGGCUCCCUCUCCUCCAUGCCCGCCGUCCGCACCUUCGCCCUCACGGCCUCCGUGGCCAUCGCCUUCGACUUCCUCCUCCAGAUGUCGGGCUUUGUCGCCCUGCUGGCCCUCGACGCCCGCCGGCAGGAGGCUGCCCGCUUCGACAUCUGCUGCUGCUGCGGGACAGAAAAGGGGGGUCCCACGGGGCCGGGCUUGCGGGUGCUGCGCCCCUUCCUGAGCCACUUCUACACCCCGCUGCUGCUGCACCGCCUGAUCCGGCCCCUGGUGGUCACACAACCCGACGUGGGGCCACGCAGAUGUGCCAUGGCCCUGGUUUGGGGACACCUGGGGACACCAAGCCCUGGUUUGGGGACACCAAGCCCCUGUUUGGGGAUGCGGGCAGGGCUGGGCGCCCCCAGCCUUGCUGAGCGCAGCCCCUGCCGCCACCAGGACUCGUACAUGCUGCAGUACUUCUCCGACAUGAACCAGUACCUGCCCGUGGGGGUGCCCACCUACUUCGUCACCACCAGCGGCUACAACUUCUCCUCGCCCGAGGGCACCAACGGCAUCUGCUCCAGCGCCGGCUGCGACGACAACUCGCUGACGCAGAUGAUCCAGUACGCCACGCGCUUCCCCAACGUGUCCUACCUCGCCAUCCCCGCCACCUCCUGGGUGGACGAUUUCCUCGACUGGCUCAACCCCACCGGCCGCUGCUGCCGCAUCCACCGCUUCGGGAACCUCACCGGGCAGUUUUGCCCUUCCACCAGCAACGACAUCAGCUGCGCGUUGGGGCAGUGCCUGAAUGCCACGCGGCGGCCGACGGUGGAGGAGUUCGAGCGCUUCCUGCCCUGGUUCCUCCACGACCUCCCCACCCUGCAGUGCGCCAAGGGCGGCCUGGGCGCCUACGACACGGCGGUGAGCAUGGACGCCAAAGGCACCAUCAUGGCCUCGCGCUUCAUGGCGUACCAGCGGCCGCUGCGGACCUCGCAGGAGUACACGGCGGCGCUGCGGGCCGCCCGCGCCCUGGCUGAAAACAUCACCGGCACCCUGCGCCAGGUGCCCGGCACCGACCCCGAUUUCCGCGUCUUCCCCUACACGUAAGCCUCCUGGGAGGGG
Messenger RNA from Oxyura jamaicensis (ruddy duck), 3488 nucleotides. RefSeq names its product NPC1 like intracellular cholesterol transporter 1 (gene NPC1L1). The transcript is spliced from 14 exons. Bases 108 to 3473 code for a protein of 1121 amino acids. Lineage: Eukaryota; Metazoa; Chordata; Aves; Anseriformes; Anatidae. The record is from RefSeq and is a predicted model, not a curated record.